Empidonax traillii (willow flycatcher) is the source of this 702-nucleotide messenger RNA. Its product is annotated as translation initiation factor IF-2-like. The record is from RefSeq and is a predicted model, not a curated record. The coding region runs from base 1 to 702 and encodes 233 amino acids. The transcript has a single exon. NCBI's taxonomy places the organism in Eukaryota, Metazoa, Chordata, Aves, Passeriformes, Tyrannidae.
AUGAGCGGCAGCGCUGAUGUGGACCUCGUGCCCGCUGCGAUGGCCCCGCCCGCGCCCACCGAGAGCAACAAGCCCAGCCCGGCCGCUAAGGGCCGCACUGCGCCCGAAGCAGCGCGGGGCGGGGAGGCUGGGGCAGUGCAGGGCGCCAAGGGCGGCGCGGCCGGCAGAAGGAAAUCCGUGCCAGUGUCCGCGGCUGUGGCCGCUCCCCCAGACAGGGCCGUGUACAACAGCAUGUACGUCCCGCCCGUGGCCAGCGGCAACUUGAAGCCCGCAGUAUCCACCACGCCGCUCGUGAACUUUCUGAUACAACUGAAAAACUACACGCCCACAAUACCAGACGCCAUGACGGGGCGUCUCGGGGUGCUUGACAGCCAUGGGGACCGGGCUGGGACACCCCCCCUGGGCCAUGGUGGGGAGCGGCGGGGCCAGGGGGGCCCCUCAGGAGCACCAUCUGCAGCCCGGGGACACCCUGGCACGACUGGACUCGUGCGCUGGGCGUGCAUUGUACCUGUGCCCCGGCCACGUGCUUGCCGCCCGCCCCGCCAACCCCUGAACUCCAGUCUCCGUGGGGGUGGGCUGGCGUGGGGACCGCUGCCUGGCUGGUGGCCGACCGUGGCCAGGCACAUUUCCUCCACGGCAGUGCACCGCGGCUGGCUCCAGGUCGACUGGGAGGGAGACCUGAGGGCACGGAGCGCGGGGUAG